This is a messenger RNA of Athalia rosae (coleseed sawfly), 1131 nucleotides long. RefSeq lists its product as uncharacterized. NCBI's taxonomy places the organism in Eukaryota, Metazoa, Arthropoda, Insecta, Hymenoptera, Athaliidae. The transcript has 2 exons. The coding region runs from base 136 to 816 and encodes 226 amino acids. The record is from RefSeq and is a predicted model, not a curated record.
GGUAAACGGUGGUACAAGUUGUAAUCGUUGACUACUCUCAUCUGCUAACGGAGCUCUUUAAUACAAGAAUCAGCACGAAGUAGUGAAAUGCUGAGUUAAAACUAUUCAGUUAUCGUUUGAUGUAAUUCUCAAAAAAUGGCUUUUGCCUUGCCUAGGUUACUGCGUCAAUUACAAAUCUGUACAAGGCGGGGUAUUUCUUCGCAGAGUUAUACAGUUGAAUCCCGUUCCCACGCCUUCACAGAUUCACCAGCGCAGUAUUUUAGUAAACAAAAUGACAAAGCUCUAUCGUCAAAUCCGAUCGUUACGUUUAGUCCAUGGAGUAUAAAUGUAGAUUCCAAUUUUCCAUGCAGCAGUGGUGGCAUUGCAAAGAUAAUAAGGUGUCCACUAAUAACUAAUCUUCAGAUUAUUGAGCCACCGAAGGGAUCUAAAGUGGAUCAUGUUGAAGAUUUUCCAACAAAUGUCAUUGAACUCCCAGCAACCGAUGGACAAAUAAUAGAAAAACAUGCUGUCAGAAUGAUAGUCAUAAGAAAACGGAAAAUGAAAACACACAAGCUGAAAAAAUUUAGGAAGAGGGUGAAAUAUGAAUGGGCCAAGAGAAGGCAGAAACGAGAGUUGAUUAAGGAAAAAGCUUUCCAAGCCGAACUACUUGCCAAAAUUCGAGAGGCAGAACAGUUUGAUGCAGAAAAGUAUGUUGCUGAAAAAAUCCGUCAAGCAACUGAAGUUCCCUUACCACUGUACUGGAAGGGAAAACGCCUUCCUGCAUACAUUAUAAGACAAAAAUUGGGGCUUGACCCAACGCCCAAAAAACCGUGGUGAUUUUACAAAUGUCCCUAAAGAUAUAAUUAGAGAAAAUAAAUGAUUACAAAAAAAUUUGUGCUUUCACGUCCUCCUGUAAUUUUUGAAAUGUCCACAGUAGGUUGUCAGAAUGUUCUCCAACUUUUGUCGACCCAGUGCAAUACAAAUUUUUUUAUUUCGUUUCUUUUUCGUUUGUUUUUUCCUUAAUGAUACAGAGUAGUAAAGACAAUUAAGAUAUGUAGUUUGCUUGAACUACAUUAAUCCAUUCGCGUCUUGAGUGUUCUUGUUGUAACUUUGUCCUUCUCACUGAAAAUAAAGCGAUGAAAUUAUAAGCUA